Aspergillus wentii DTO 134E9 is the source of this 1620-nucleotide messenger RNA. RefSeq names its product carotenoid oxygenase family protein. Bases 1 to 1620 code for a protein of 539 amino acids. Gene Ontology annotation, molecular function: carotenoid dioxygenase activity. Gene Ontology annotation, biological process: carotene catabolic process. The record is from RefSeq and is a predicted model, not a curated record. The transcript has a single exon. Lineage: Eukaryota; Fungi; Ascomycota; Eurotiomycetes; Eurotiales; Aspergillaceae.
AUGGCAUCUCCUAGCCAGACUAAGCCUUGGGGCGAUGACGGGCUCUAUGGACUCGUUUCAAAAUGGCCUGUUGCUCUUGACCUGGCAGGUUCGAACUCUCCUUGUCGUCUCGAAGGCGAAAUUGCAGACCUCGUCGUUUUCGGUGAGAUUCCAAAAGAAAUCAAUGGGACAUUUUACCGCGUGAUGGUCGAUCCAUUUGUUCCUCCCGAUGAAGGCAACGUACCCAUUGACGGCGAUGGAAAUAUUUCUGCAUUCCGAUUUCACAACGGCCAGGUGGACAUGAAGAUGCGAUACAUUGAGACAGAACGUUACAAACUGGAGCGUCAGGCAGGCAAAGCUUUGUUUGGCCUCUAUCGAAAUCCUUUCACGCAUCAUCCUUGUGUUAGAGCAGCUGUUGACUCUACUGCCAACACGAAUUUGGUGUAUUGGGCAGGGCAGCUACUGGCCUUGAAAGAGGUGGCUCUUCCUUACGCCGUCGAUCCUAAUACUCUCGAAACGACCAGGUAUGACCCGUUCGAGGGUCAGGUGCAGUCCAAGACAUUCACAGCCCAUCCCAAGGUGGAUCCCCGCACGGACGAGCUGGUUGUUUUCGGAUAUGAGGCCAAGGGUCUGGCAACUCUGGAUAUUGUGACCUAUGCUCUGGAUAGUAGAGGGAGAAAGACCACAGAAAUAUGGUUGAAAUCGCCUUGGUGUGCUUUUAUUCAUGAUUGUGUGAUUACAGAAAACUUCAUCGUCUUGUUCCUGUGGCCAUUCGAAUCCAAAAUGGAAAGAAUGAAGCAAGGCAAACAUCAUUGGGCCUGGAAUUACGAUCUCCCUGUUACGUUCCUUGUCGUUCCCCGUCGUCCGGGAAGCGCCGCAAAGUACGGCUGGAAGGAUGGGGAACAUCGCGAGUAUUCCUGGACGAAUUGCAUGCCGAUUCAUACCGCCGGCGCAUGGGAAACGGAGGAUGGAAAGAUCUACGCGGAAAGCUCUCGGGUGCAUGACAAUGCCUUUCCCUUCUUUCCACCAGAGGAUGGCAGGAUGCCAUCACCCGAGACCAAGGCGGAUUUUGUUCGAUGGGAGUUUGACCUGAGCAAGCCAACCGGCACCACCAUCCCGGACCCAGAGGUUGUUCUCGAUCUUCCUUCAGAAUUCCCCCGAAUCGACGAGCGACUCAUGGGUACUCGAUAUGAUUGGGUUUUCCUCAAUGUCUUUAUCCCCCAGAACAGUGAUGGAAGAAAGAAUAUCUUCCAAGGACUAAACGGCCUAGCCAUGCAUAAUAAUCGUACAGGUGAAACCCGGUAUUUCUAUGCUGGUGAUGACGCCCUUUGCCAGGAACCUAUCUUCAUCCCACGCUCCGAGACGGAAGCCGAUGGCUGGGUGAUGACAUUGGUUGAACGACGGGCUGCGAAUCGAUGCGAUAUUGCCGUUAUCGACACCCAGAACUUUGAGAAGCCGGUGGCUAUUGUUCAACUUCCAUUUCAUGUCAAGGCCCAGAUUCACGGCAACUGGGUAUCAGCCUCGAGAUUAGAGCCAGGUAAGCGUCUGGUCCGACAGUAUGAGGAAGUCAAAAUCAGUGGCAAGGGUGCAUUGGAGCCGUUCAAGGAUGAGGGCCGGGGACGACUCUGUCGUAUUCUUUAG